AUGGAUGGAGACUCGGAAUCGUCUGCCUCCCCCUCCCCCAUCGAACCCCACUCCCGUCGCUCCAGCAGCGAAAUCCCUCGCAAGCGCCGCUCAAAAGAUGGACCCAGCAUACUUGGCGGGUCCAUGCGCGACGUCGCCCGCGUCCUAGUGUCGCGCGAGCGCGAGACCAUGGACCUCAAGCGCACGCUCUACACCAUCACCGAGCAGCUCAAGGCCGAGCGACAGCGCGCGGACGCCGCGGAGCACAAGACGCGCGAGGUGCUCGCGCUCUUCAAGAACGCCAACGAGGCGAAGAUGGCGGCGGAGCAGGAGGCCGCGCGCGCGAACGAGGCGCUGCGGUUGUACAAGCUGCAGUACGAGAACGCGCAACAGGAGAUCCGGCGGGCGCAGAAGCUCAUAGACGCGCUGGACACGCAGAGAGUGGAUGCGGAGGAGACGGCGGCAAAGGCGCGGAGCCUGGCAAGGAAGAUGAAGGAGGAGGCGAUCGUGGUGUCCGCGAGGGAGGCGGGACGCCGGCAGGGUCUGGAGGAGGGUCUGGCGCAGGGCAGGAUGAUUGGAUACGAGCAAGGUCGGUCGGUGGGCUAUGAAGAUGGACGCGCAGACACGGAGCGAGCGUAUACAGCGGGCGCCAUGACGGAGCCAUACGCUGAAGAGACUCCUCGCCGGGAGUACCGAGCUCCCCGGGUUUCCAGACCAUCAUCCUCUGAAGACUCUGUACCCAACACCACGCAGAACUAUACCCAACCGCUGGACGACACCCUGCCUAUACCCCCGCCCGUGACAACGCCGGCAC
Messenger RNA from Trametes versicolor FP-101664 SS1, 793 nucleotides. RefSeq lists its product as uncharacterized. NCBI's taxonomy places the organism in Eukaryota, Fungi, Basidiomycota, Agaricomycetes, Polyporales, Polyporaceae. The transcript has a single exon. The record is from RefSeq and is a predicted model, not a curated record. The annotation marks the transcript as partial.